This is a messenger RNA of Calidris pugnax (ruff), 5173 nucleotides long. It is a transcript of the gene NRDC, whose product is annotated as nardilysin convertase. Gene Ontology annotation, biological process: proteolysis. NCBI's taxonomy places the organism in Eukaryota, Metazoa, Chordata, Aves, Charadriiformes, Scolopacidae. The record is from RefSeq and is a predicted model, not a curated record. Bases 16 to 3498 code for a protein of 1160 amino acids. The transcript is spliced from 31 exons. Gene Ontology annotation, molecular function: metalloendopeptidase activity; metal ion binding.
CGGCGGCGGCGGCGCAUGCGCAGUGUCGCGGCCGCCUUCGCACGGAGCGGCCGAGCGGUGCGGGCAGGGGCCCGCGGCCUGGCGGGGCGCGGCCGGCCGGGGCGUGCCGUUGCCCAGCCGCUGUGGUACGGUAUCACCGCCGCCGCCAUGCCCGGUAGGAACAAGGCGACGUCGAACUACAGCUGUCCGGAGCUGGCGGUGGGGCAGCAGGCCGGGGAGGGCGGCCGCGACGUCAGAGGCCGGUCGCCUCAAGGGGAUGAGGAGGACCGCGGGGACUUCGGAUCCGGCCCGGGCCCCGACGUGGGAGACCCCGACAUCGUCAAGUCCCCCAGCGACCCCAAGCAGUACCGGUAUAUCAAACUGCAAAAUGGCUUAUGUGCACUUUUGAUUUCGGAUUUGAAUUGCUUGGAUUGUGCCUCAGCUGCUUUAUCUUCGGAGGAGGAGGAGGACAACGAUGAUGAUGGAUCUGAAGAGGAUAGUGAUGAUGAUGACGACUCUGGAACUGAGAUCGAAGAUGGUAGAGAAGGUUUUGAUGAUGAGGACUGUGAUGAGGAGGAUGAGGAUGAGGACGAUGAUGGAGAUAAUGAGGAUUUCAAUGAUCCUGAUGACAGUGAAUUAGAAGAGCUAGCUGAAAAGGAAGAGACAAGAAAGAGAGGCUGCACAGAAAAACAGUCUGCAGCAGCCCUCUGCAUUGCUGUUGGCAGCUUCUCUGAUCCUGAAGAUCUGCCUGGAUUAGCACACUUCCUGGAACACAUGGUUUUCAUGGGCAGUUUGAAGUACCCAGACGAGAAUGGGUUUGACGCGUUUCUGAAGAAACACGGGGGCAGCGACAACGCUUCGACCGACUGUGAGCGGACGGUCUUCCAGUUCGAUGUGCAGAGGAAGUACUUCAAAGAAGCACUUGAUAGGUGGGCACAGUUCUUCAUUCACCCGCUAAUGAUCAGGGAUGCAAUAGACCGAGAAGUCGAGGCUGUGGACAGUGAGUAUCAGCUAGCAAGACCCUCUGAUGCAAACAGAAAGGAGAUGCUAUUUGGUAGUCUUGCCAGGCCUGGACAUCCUAUGAAGAAAUUUUUUUGGGGUAAUGCAGAUACACUCAAACACGAGCCUAAAAUGAAUAAUAUUGAUACCUACACCAGGCUGAGGGAAUUCUGGCAGCGCCAUUACUCUGCUCACUAUAUGACUUUAGUUGUCCAAUCUAAAGAAACACUGGAUACAUUGGAAAAGUGGGUGAAAGAAAUCUUCUCUCAGAUCCCAAAUAAUGGUUUACCCAAACCCAGCUUUGGCCAUCUGACUCAGCCUUUUGACACACCAGAAUUUCACAAGCUUUACAGAGUUGUUCCAAUCAGGAAAGUUCAUUCAUUGAAUAUCACUUGGGCGCUUCCCCCACAAGCACAGUAUUACAGGGUGAAGCCUCUUCAUUAUAUUUCCUGGUUGGUGGGACAUGAAGGCAAAGGCAGUGUUCUUUCUUUCCUUAGGAAAAAAUUUUGGGCUCUUGCAUUAUAUGGAGGAAAUGGUGAGACAGGAUUUGAACAAAACUCCACUUACUCCAUCUUCAGCAUUUCUGUGACUUUGACUGAUGAAGGUUACAAGCACUUCUAUGAGGUGGCCCAUGUUGUAUUUCAGUAUGUGAAGAUGCUGCAGAAGAGAGGGCCAGAUAAAAGAAUAUGGGAAGAAAUACAGAAGAUUGAAGCGAACGAAUUUCACUACCAGGAACAGACAGAUCCAGUCGACUAUGUGGAAAGCCUUUGUGAGAACAUGCAGUUGUUUCAGAAAGAGGAUUUUCUGACAGGAGACCAGCUCUUGUUUGAAUACAAGCCUGAGAUCAUUGCUGAUGCCCUGAACCAGCUCAGCCCUCAGAAAGCCAACCUGGUGUUGCUGUCUGCUGCCAACGAAGGCCAGUGUCAUCUAAAAGAGAGGUGGUUUGGAACACAGUACAGCGUGGAAGAUAUUGACAAGUACUGGAGUGAUUUAUGGGCCAGUGACUUUGAGUUAAAUCAGGAUUUACACCUUCCAGAAGAAAACAAAUACAUAGCCACCGACUUUGCUUUGAAAGUUGCCGACAGCCCUGAGACAGAAUAUCCAGUCAAAAUACAAAGCACACAACAAGGCUGUCUCUGGUACAGGAAAGAUGAUAAAUUCAAAAUCCCAAAAGGUUAUGUUCGUUUCCAUCUGAUCUCUCCAUUGAUACAGCAGUCUGCAGAGAACAUCGUUUUGUUUGACACGUUUGUAAGCAUCCUGUCCCACAACCUUGGUGAACCAGCUUACGAAGCGGACGUCGCUCAGCUGGAAUACAAGCUGGUGGCAGGAGAGCAUGGGUUAGUCAUCCGAGUGAAAGGAUUCAAUCAUAAACUACCUCUUCUAUUUCAGCUCAUCAUUGAUUACUUGUCUGACUUCAGCUUUACUCCAGCAGUUUUUGAAAUGAUAACAGAGCAGCUGAAGAAAACAUACUUCAACUUCCUCAUCAAACCUGAGACUCUGGCCAAGGACGUGCGCCUCCUGAUUCUCGAGCACGGCAGGUGGUCCAUGAUAGACAAAUACCAGACGCUGAUGAACGGCCUUUCCAUCGAGUCCCUCUCCUCCUUUGUUAAGGCUUUCAAAUCACAGCUCUUCGUCGAGGGUCUCGUACAAGGAAACUUCACGAGCAGAGAAGCAAAGGAUUUUCUGAAUUACGUUGUUCAAAAGCUCCAGUUCUCCCCCCUGGUCCAUCCCUGCCCCGUUCAGUUCCGGGUGGUGGAUUUGCCAAACACACAUCUGCUCUGUAAGGUGAAAACUCUCAACAGAGGCGACGCCAACUCCGAAGUGACAGUCUACUACCAGUCAGGUGCCAGGAACCUGAGGGAAUAUACCCUUAUGGAGCUGCUUGUGAUGCACAUGGAAGAGCCUUGCUUUGACUUCCUGAGGACCAAGCAGACCCUUGGCUACCACGUGUACCCUACCUGCAGGAAUACUUCUGGGAUUCUCGGAUUCUCCGUCACAGUAGCCACCCAGGCGACUAAAUACAAUUCUGAAUUGGUUGACAAGAAAAUAGAGGAGUUUCUCUCUUGCUUUGAGGAGACAAUCAAGCAAUUAACUGAAGAUGCUUUUAGCACCCAGGUUACAGCUUUGAUAAAACUUAAAGAAUGCGAAGACUCCCACCUCGGAGAGGAAGUGGACAGGAACUGGAAUGAAGUGGUGACGCAGCAGUAUCUCUUUGACAGACUGGCCCGGGAGAUCGAAGCUCUGAAGUCUGUUACAAAAUCAGACCUGGUCACCUGGUUCCAGGCUCACAGAAGCAACAAGAAGAAGAUGCUCAGUGUCCACGUGGUUGGAUAUGGAAAACACGAAGGGGACGCGGAGGUUUCAGCUGCCUCAGAAGCACAGAAUUCUUCAUCUGGUGAAAUACCUCAGCUUGUUUUCUUGCCCCCGUCUUCUUUGAUGACAGGUGUUACUUCCAUCAAGGACAUCAAAGCUUACACAUCAACUCUGAAUGUUCUCCCUUACCAUAAAAUAUUAAAAUAAAAUGACACCGUGCCCUGCAGUGACGUGUAACACAGGUGCUUUCUGCAACAUAAACGUUACAAACCUGUUUUUAUUCCAACUGGGCUGUAGUGUUAGCUGGGAUGAAGAUGUCCGGUCAGAUUCCUUGGAAGCUUUCCUCAAGUAAGUUUCCAACCAACCUCUCUCAUUAAUCUCCCAACUUCAUUAAGAAUAGGCACAGCUCGGACUUGAAGCUGGAGCAAAGGGAGCUUUGCUACGUUCUCCUCUCCAGCUGUCUGAAGGUGGGGGCUGCUCCUGUGGGGCCUGUCCUGUGCAUCCUUCCAGCAGGGCUGCAGCGGUGCCACCUCCCACAGAGAGUAAUUCCACAGGUCUCCUGGAGUUACUGAGUGGGUGGGAGGGGAAAAAAAGCCUAAGGCUUCAAUCUCACACUGCUUUUCUUUAGUUUUUCUGUAUGUGCAACAUCAUAGACAAAAUUGAGAUGAAAUCAAAUAAAAAGCUAGAUUUAACUGUGGAAAGAAAAAUAGUUUGAUUGCUACAUGUAGCUACUUACUUGACUAUUAUUUAAUUUCUAGCAAAAGCACAGAAAUGCAAAGAUUCCUAACGUGCUGCUGAGCAAGGCUGGAUGUAGAGUCCAGAAAAAUUCUCCUGUGGAAGCUGCAAAUUCUGCUCCUUUUGCUUGUUCAUGAACUACUUUAAGGAGUAGGUUUAGCUGCAAGAAUUCCAGGGGGGAAAAAAAAAAUAAUACUACUAUGUUUCACAUAAAACAACUGAUCCAUCACUCAGCUGAAAAAACAGUCUUGCUGCAAAGGUUUAUUAUGAAAUAAAUAAAAAGUCCAUAAGAGAAGUUUGAAAAAUCUAUUUUAUGAAGCUUUAAGAUGCACUGAGUAGAAUUAUCUAUGGUUACAUUUUAAUCUCAAAAUAACAAAGUUAUUUUGGGCAAGACACUGAAAUGCCAAAAGAUUUGAUUAUCAUACAGGUGGAAGAUAACAUUUACGUAGCGUUUUUCUAACAAAUUGUCCCAGCAAAGGAACCCUCAUAUUUACACCUUGCAAACAUUAGCUAGAUUAAAUGACGUCUUGCAUUUUUUCCUUUCUUGGUUUUUGUUUUGUUUGUUUUUUUUUUUUAAAUAUGUAGGACCCAGAAAUAUUACGCAACUGAUACCAAUGCCAUGGCCUUCACAGUGGUUAUACAAAGUGGAAAUGCUUCCCGGCCCAGGUUCUCCACGCUUUAGAGGCAUCAGUAACGGGGCUCAAGAGCCUGCCUUUGAAGCCCAAACUCACCACACCACCAGUAGGGCAGAGUCCCACAUAAGUUACUGCACAGCCAAGAGUUGCUUGUUUCUUUUAAUUGCUUAUCUGCAUCAGUAAGUCCAGUAUCCCUGAGAUAGGAACCACUGUAGUUGGAGGGGUCAGGCUCUCCAAAUGGUACGUACGUGAUAACUGAUGACUAUCUUGGUAUCAGAUGUAAACUUUGCUAAGCCAAGGCUUGAACGUUUUCUAACCCAUUUAAUGUUUACUGGCAGCAAGUCGUUUCAAUAGAGGCUCAUCAUAAACCCAGCAUUCUCCAUCUUCGUGGAAUAACUAGGAAAAGGAGGCAAUAAUCAGAUAGAAGCUUUUCCUGACUCGGUUGGAAAGAACAAAUGCUACAGGCUAGAGGGCAUUUAUGCUGUUCCAAUAAAGCUCACCCUUGUUUCCCA